Manis pentadactyla (Chinese pangolin) is the source of this 870-nucleotide messenger RNA. RefSeq names its product prolyl-tRNA synthetase associated domain-containing protein 1. The transcript has 2 exons. NCBI's taxonomy places the organism in Eukaryota, Metazoa, Chordata, Mammalia, Pholidota, Manidae. Gene Ontology annotation, molecular function: aminoacyl-tRNA deacylase activity. The coding region runs from base 53 to 580 and encodes 175 amino acids. The record is from RefSeq and is a predicted model, not a curated record.
CGCUGUCCUAUUUUCCGUCCCCGGAAAUCGCGCCGCCCGCCACAACGGAAGCAUGGCAGCCGCCGAAUUGCGGGAGGCACUCGAGCGGCGACUCGACCAUCUGGCCAUCCGCACGGAAGUCGUGGAGCACCCGGAGGUAUUUACAGUUGAAGAAAUGAUGCCUCAUAUUCAACAUUUGAAAGGAGCACAUAGUAAGAACUUAUUUCUUAAAGACAAAAGGAAAAAGGGCUAUUGGCUGGUGACAGUUCUUCAUGACAGACAAAUUAAUUUAAACGAUCUUGCCAAGCAGUUAGGUAUUGGGAGUGGAAAUCUGCGGUUUGCUGAUGAAACAGCCAUGCUAGAAAAACUGAAAGUUGGCCAAGGCUGUGCCACACCCUUGGCACUCUUCUGUGAUGAUGGAGAUGUGAGAUUUGUUCUGGAUUCUGCUUUUUUGGAAGGUGGACAUGAAAAGGUAUACUUUCAUCCAAUGACCAAUGCUGCAACCAUGGGAUUGAGCCCUGAAGAUUUUCUCACAUUUGUGAAGAAGACAGGACAUGAUCCCAUCAUACUAAAUUUUGAUACAAACAACAAAUUGGGCUAAUGUUUAGAACACCUUUAUUUCUGAAAGAUGUUUUUGUAAUUGAUAGAAAGCAUUAAAAAUGAUAAAGUAUUUAGCACCUCAGUUUGAUGACUACCUGUUAUUUUAGGAAUUUUUUAUCUUCAGGGAGCUAAGUUUAAAAGGAUAUAUUGUGGUAGUUUUACCCCAGAUUCCAGGGCCCUAUCCCCCAUGACAAUUACUCAUUGAAGGAAUGCCUUCAAUAAUUAAGAAUAAAUUAACAUCAAAGCCAAGACUGUUAACAAAGAUUAAGUGUCUUAUAUCUUCUUUAGGGU